UUUUCUAAAACAGAAGUCUAAAUGUUGAAUUCAUCUUUUAUAAAGUGCCAUGUCAGGAUGGACGUUAUUUGGAGCAGGAUUUUCUCUUGGAGUUCUUUUGUCUCAUCUUGCGUCGUCCCCAAUAAAGAUAUCUAAUGUUUGUUCUCAAACGAUCACUUUUCUUGCUGAUUUCCUAUCUUCACCAUUAUUGUCUUAUAAUCAAACAAAUACGCCACAAAUUAAUCCUGCUUUUGGUGUCUUACUCGGAUUAUCAAAUAUUGAUCGCGAAGAAGAAGAAAAAGCAGAACAAAUUUAUCAAAAAUGUUUAUCAGAUUUAAAAGAAUUUGUAAAUAGUGGAGGUAAAAUAGAUGAAAAUAUCAAGAGUACAAUUGCUGGUUCUGCGUGGUUUGUUGGUUUUUCCAGAGGCAAAGGAUCUGACGAAGAGAUUUUUGAAAUUGUUGAUAUCUUUGAAAAAGCUAUAAAAAUUGCAGAUACUGAGUAUGAAUGGACGGGAUAUUAUUUCCAUUUUUCGCAAGUGUACUCUCAUAUUUUACUAUCUGUUCUUUCAAUAAAAGAAUCAUCCCGCUGUCUUUCUGCGUUUAAUUCUCAAGUGCGUUUACAAAUUGAUGUUUUAACAUCUUCAAACGCUAAUAUGACAAAACGUCAUGCUGCAAUUAUAACUUUAGGAUCUUUAUUUGGCGUAAAAUUUUUUUCUUUUUCACAAACUACAAAUUCAUUUUUCCUUAAUUCGUCUUUCUUGACGAUGAUGAUACAAGUUGUAGAUAUUUUGCAAAAUAUCGCUGGACUUGGUCAGCAAUCUAUGAGUGAUGUAAAAGGUGGAAGACUAGCCACAGUUGUUUUGGCUUGUUUAAUGCAAGUUAUAGAGAAAAUUUCGGAAAUAGGAAACGAAUUUAUAGAAUCAAAUAGCUCGGAAGCAAAAGAUUAUUCAAGGUUACCGGCAACAAGUUAUUUAAGGGCUCUAUUUGAUGAACUUGUUGAAAUUUCUCGGAAAGGAAAUAUCGCAUCCUUAGCAUCAGUUGAAUUUGGCAGCUCGAUCAUUAAAUCUUUUUCAACUGUAAACUUGGUACUACCUUCAGUUAAUUGGUUUCCUCCUCUUAAAAAAUUUAAUACUCCGUUUUUUAAAAAAUAUAAUUUACAUUAUCAAAGUGUUUUAUUGGCUAUUCGACAUUGCGAUCAUUCAACUUCAUUAAUUGAAUUUCUUUUAUAUGCAUUGAAUGGUCUUCCGGAAAUACUAAUGAGUGAAGAUGAUGGAUUUAAUGAUAUGGGAUAUGGAAAAUUGCUUGUUGGUGAAGGACUUGGUAAAGUUCUAGAACUUUGUGGAUUUGAAGAUAAAAAAGUUAACAAAGGUGAUCAAGUAAUUACAAAACUUAUUCAAAAGCGAGUUAGGAAAUCCAAAGAUUGAGGAAUUACAAAUUAAUUUUCUUACAACGAUGAAUGAUUAUUUGACUACAACAAAUAUGAG
Molecule: messenger RNA, 1462 nt
Organism: Rhizophagus irregularis DAOM 181602=DAOM 197198
Lineage: Eukaryota; Fungi; Glomeromycota; Glomeromycetes; Glomerales; Glomeraceae
Source: RefSeq, a predicted model, not a curated record